AAAAGCUUCACCACACCACUUGUCUUUUUGAUAUUGUUGUUUAAUUUCGGUGCGUUUCGUUUCUUUUCUCCCUUUUUUUCCGAUGCUCAUGCCGAUGCCGGCCCCCGGAGACGCCGUCAUGGAUGCUGCCGGUGUCACCAAGGAGUUCAUGUUGUUCGGAGUCAGAGUCGUGGUUGACCCGAUGAGGAAGAGCGUCAGUAUGAACAAUCUCUCUCAGUAUGAACAUCCUCUUGAAGCUUCUAUUGAUGAUAAUAGCCGCAACAGUAAGACUACUGUCUCUGCCGCCGACAGGAAGGAAGAUUCCGCUGCCGGUUAUGCUUCUGCGGAUGAUGCUGUUCCCAAUUCCGGUGGGAAUCGCGAGCGUGAACGCAAGCGAGGUGUACCGUGGACGGAGGAAGAACACAAGCUUUUCUUGCUGGGAUUACAGAAAGUGGGGAAAGGAGAUUGGAGAGGAAUUUCGAGGAAUUUUGUUAAGACUCGAACGCCAACUCAGGUUGCUAGCCACGCCCAGAAAUACUUUCUACGCCGAAGCAACCUCAAUCGUCGCCGCCGUAGAUCCAGCCUCUUCGAUAUCACCACUGAUACGGUAAAAGAGGCUGCUGAGGAAGAACAAAUUCAAGUUCAAGAUAAUUCCUCCCAAUUACAAUCCUUGUUGCCGCCUCCACCACCUGAAACUUGUAACAUAAAUGUAUAUCAUCCCAUGAUACCAACUUUUCCUUUGUCUGUUUGCCCUGCAAUUAUACCUAUACCAAUUCCAAUGGAGACUGAUACAUCACAUGAGUUUAACUUGGAGACUGAUACAUCAUCAAUUGGUGCUGAAGUUUUGCCACUCAGUGGAACCACACUUGAGUUUAACUUGAAUUCGAAAUCAACAUUAAACUCAGGAGCUCUUUCUCUUAACCUUGCUUUGCCAUCAGACUCAUCCAAUUCGUCAAUGAAACACUCUGCUUUCCAAGGAAUGUCAAGUAUCAGCAAUGGGGAUAACAUUAUCAGUGUUGCUUAAAAUCACUUUGUAGGUUUGCAUGGUAUGAUAUAUUGAUCCGAAAGGCAAAGCGAUUAGGCGACUAACGUAAGUUGUUUGUUGUAGUUGUACAUCCCCACCCCUACCCCUAAAGAAGGGGUCAAGUAAAAGAAAAAAAAAAAAAAAAAAAAAAGAAAGGAAAAAUAGAGAACUGCCAUGGCUUGUUUCUUUGUUCAUUAUGUCAUUGCCUUUGGAUUCAUCUCCAUUUGGUGUUUGUUUGUAUAACCGAACCUAACAAGCAGUCUCUGCUCACUUCAGUUUAAUGAUAAAAGGACUUGGUUUAUUCGAUA
Messenger RNA from Cucumis melo (muskmelon), 1311 nucleotides. RefSeq names its product transcription factor MYB1R1. Gene Ontology annotation, molecular function: DNA binding. Gene Ontology annotation, biological process: response to ethylene; response to auxin; response to gibberellin. The record is from RefSeq and is a predicted model, not a curated record. Bases 83 to 1003 code for a protein of 306 amino acids. The transcript is spliced from 3 exons. Lineage: Eukaryota; Viridiplantae; Streptophyta; Magnoliopsida; Cucurbitales; Cucurbitaceae.